AUGUUUUUGGACAAAGAAGUAAAUUCAGUUGUACUCCAAGAGAACUCGCUUCUUGUGAUGGGCAACAAAGAGAUAGAAGAGUACUCUCUAAACACAUGCCAAGCAACAAACAGAUACAGAACAGAGCACAGCCAUUUUUCUGUGGCACAGAAUAAACUAAUAAGUGUGCAUAACGGCAGCAUAUACUUGCACAGAAGCAGAGAGAUCGGCGGAAAGACAGAAAAAGAAGAAUCAGAAAAUGUGAGCGGAAACAGAAAGAGUGAACAGAGCGAAAUGGAAGGAGAAGUAGUGGGGAGAAUCGAAGGAGAGAUCCAGAAUAGAAGAAUACACAUAGCAGACGAGUGGGUGUAUGUAUAUACCGUAGAAAAUGGGUCUAUGCACAUUACAAAGAGUAGAAUCUCAGCUGACCCAAAAACAAAGAAAGAAAAACUUCCCCUGAUAGAAAUACCAGAGCAUUUUGUGUGGAAGAACGACUCUGUGUACUUUGUCAAAGAGAGCACGCUCUAUGAGCACAAUGCAAGCACAGGGGAGGCAAUUUCUCAUGUGACUUUGCCCAGGAUAAAAGUGUGCGCCUUGGAAGUAACUGAUCAUUACGCAGUCGUUGCAGUCGAUAAUAUCCUUCUUAUCAUAAACUUAAGCAGCAAGAUAGUUCAGAAAGUGACCUGGCACUCCAGUGAGAUCAGAAAAAUACUCCAGCUAACGGAUGACCUGAUCAUCUCGCAGUCCAGCAGAGGCAUCAUUCUUCUCACAGACUGCAACUCGCAUAGCAAUACGUACAUCACCACAGAUCACGAAAUAAUCAGAGAAAAGUUCAGAGGAGAAAAAGCAAAAAAAAGCGCACUUUACGUCUCUCCACUCGGAUACCUUGCCAUCCACUGCGAGUCGUACAUUAGGAUAGUAAACAUUCCCUCUAAGACAGUGCAGACCAUCUAUCUGCUAAAAGCAGCCAAAAGUGCGGUAGAAGUGCAAAAAAAGAGCCUAGAAAAAGAAGAGUUUGUGCCCACCUUUGACGAGCCAGAAAAGAACAGAAAAAUAAUGCAGGUGUUCAGCAGAGGAAUGUAUCUGCCAGAGAGCACGAUGUACUGUGUUGGAAACGCUCUUGUUUUUGUGAGCGGAGGAGAAGCCUACAGAAUAUUCCAGGAGAUUCCAGAGAUAAAAAGUGCAUUCUAUUCGAAUGGGUACAUUCUCGUGAGCACAGUAGAGACGGAAGAGCUCGAAAUACUCAGAGAGAAAGUCGUUGAGCAAAAAGAAAAGCUUAUUUAUAGAUUGUACAAAAUAUUGCCAAAUGCCCUGGAAAUCGUAGCAGAGGCAGAGAUGCAAGAAAUAGAAAGUGCAAAGGAGAUUAAAAGAGUAGAAGUAGACAGCACCAGUGUAAGAAUCACCAUUGAGCAAAAUGGAGCAACACUCACGAGUGAAUACGACCAUUCUUUAAGCAGCAUUCAGUAA
Nematocida minor is the source of this 1446-nucleotide messenger RNA. RefSeq lists its product as uncharacterized. The transcript has a single exon. Gene Ontology annotation, molecular function: protein binding. The record is from RefSeq and is a predicted model, not a curated record. The coding region runs from base 1 to 1446 and encodes 481 amino acids. Lineage: Eukaryota; Fungi; Microsporidia.